Neoarius graeffei (lesser salmon catfish) is the source of this 2260-nucleotide messenger RNA. RefSeq names its product zinc finger protein 483-like. The transcript has 3 exons. The record is from RefSeq and is a predicted model, not a curated record. Bases 957 to 1682 code for a protein of 241 amino acids. NCBI's taxonomy places the organism in Eukaryota, Metazoa, Chordata, Actinopteri, Siluriformes, Ariidae.
GUGAAUGGUUGUCUGUGUCUAUGUGUCAGCCCUGUGAUGACCUGGCGACUUGUCCAGGGUGUACCCCGCCUUUCGCCCAUAGUCAGCUGGGAUAGGCUCCAGCUUGCCUGCGACCCUGUAGAAGGAUAAAGCGGCUACAGAUAAUGGAUGGAUGGAUGGAUGGAAGUUUUAGUUGGGCGGCACGGUGGUGUAGUGGUUAGCGCUGUUGCCUCACAGCAAGAAGGUCCUGGGUUCGAGCCCCGGGGCCGGCGAGGGCCUUUCUGUGCGGAGUUUGCAUGUUCUCCCCGUGUCCGCGUGGGUUUCCUCCGGGUCCUCCGGUUUCCCCCACAGUCCAAAGACAUGCAGGUUAGGUUAACUGGUGACUCUAAAUUGACCGUGAGUGUGAAUGGUUGUCUGUGCCUAUGUGUCAGCCCUGUGAUGACCUGGCGACUUGUCCAGGGUGUACCCCGCCUUUCGCCCGUGGUCAGAUAGGCUCCGGCUUGCCUGCGACCCUGUAGAAGGAUAAAGCGGCUAGAGAUAAUGAGAUGAUGAGAUGAGAAGUUUUAGUUGCAGUUGACAGGGCUAAGGGAUUUUCAGGUGACUCUCUUUGGAUAAAAUCUUGUAGUCGGUGGUGGCUCAGUGGACUCGAGGAAGAUUUCGAUUGAACUGCAUUUUAUUUGAGAAUGAAGCGCGAGGAUCACAGCCGAUACGACGGAGGUUCCGACCGCGCUUCGGUGCUUCUCAGUCCUCUGCUGGAUGUCUGAGCGCAGGAGGAGCGCAUGAUUUGCAUUCAAUUAUUUCACUCGUAUUUGCAAAUCGCAGAGUAAAAGGCUGAUCAUGACACUGGGAGGGCCAAUCUGCUCCUCAUCUCUCUGCAUGACUUUUGCACCUGGAGAAAAGGAUACAGCGACUGUCAGAAAUCAGCUGGACAGAGUGCAACAGUGGUAUCAAGGCCUUUGAUUGAGCAACAAUACACAAUGGAGCCCUCACAGCUCACCAACAUACAAUACCUUUGGAUUCUUCGUGAAGUUCAACUAGAGCAAAAGCAGCUUCUGGAGGCCCUGAUGCAAGCACAGGCAGAAACCCAACAGAUGUUCCAGACCAUCAUACAGAGAGUGGUAUCUGAAGCUCGCAAGAAAGCCGUCUUGCAGUGGUCGGAGCAACAUCGUCAGCGGUUUCGCUCCUUGAUCCUCAGUGAUGUCAGCAACCCAUUUGCAUUUGCACAACAGCUCCAUGACAACUGUCAGAAGUGGUUGCUGGCUGAGGAUCAAGAUGCCAGAAGGAUUGUAGAGCGGGUGGUAAUGGAGCAGUUUGUUGCCCAACUUCCAGAAGUAACAGCCAAGUGGGUCCAGCACCAACAACCAGCAACACUAAAUGAGGACAUCCAAUUGGCAGAGAAUCACCUGGGAUCUCUCUCUCUCCCCUUCAACAUCUAUCUGAGUGAAGCAAUGCUUAAGGCAUGCUGGGUGAAGCGGUCAGAGCAACAUCGCCAGAGGUUCCGCUCCUUGACCCUCAGUGACGUCGGCCACCUAUUUGUGCUCGCACAACAGCUCCAAGACAACUGUGAGAAGUGGUUGCUGGCUGAGGAUCAUGACGCUGGAAGGAUUGUGGAACGGGUGGUAAUGGAGCAGUUUAUUAACCAGCUUCCAGAACAGACAGCCCACUGGGUCCGCAGCGAGAAAGACAGUCCGACAUCGCCAUGAGAAACGAGCGGAUUUCCACUGGGCUUUUUAUUUAUUUUUGGUCGCCGCUGCUUGAAGACCUUUAAUAUUCACCUUCACUCCAUAAAAAGAAACGCCACAGAGUUUUAAACGAGGCUUCAUCCGGAUGGCUGUCCAUACAGCUGUGUUUGUUUAUUUUAUGGGCCAAGACUCUUGAAAUAACAACAAUGCAAUAUUCCGUCUGGUAAAAUGAGCUAAUUGAACAAAGUUGUCUAUUUCUUGAGUUCUUCAACAUAUUGUCAUUUAACCCUCCCCCUUUUGCGAAAUGGUACGGUCCAGAGAAGCGCGAUGCGUUAAAUCUGUGUGCUGAUCAGUGCAACGCUACUUGCACUGUAGCUUACAUUUCUCUGGCUGGCUGGCUGUCGCCCUACGGUCAAUUUAUGUGUCAGCCCUGUGAUGACCUGGCGACUUGUCCAGGGUGUACCCCGCCUUUCGCCCGUAGUCAGCUGGGAUAGGCUCCAGCUUGCCUGCAACCCUGUAGAACAGGAUAAAGCGGCAAGAGAUAAUGAGAUGAGAUGAGGUUAUAGGUCACAUUAAAGGUGGAAAAAGUUUUGAAAUUA